Messenger RNA from Cyclocybe aegerita, 2229 nucleotides. The record is from the annotation of a GenBank genome assembly. NCBI's taxonomy places the organism in Eukaryota, Fungi, Basidiomycota, Agaricomycetes, Agaricales, Hemipholiotaceae.
UAUGUCUGCCUGGCGACCCCUCAACGUGCCCCUCACGGGCGAAAAGCCUUUUACGGACUACAAGCGCUGGAGGCUUCUUGUGAACGACGGUGGACGCCACACAUGGCACUACCUACGCACAGACGAGGAAGUGGAAAAAUGGCCGCAGAAUGACGUUGACAGGUUCUCUCUUGGUCUGCCAACGGGCCUGCCUGACCUACCUCCACCGAAAGACGCGCUCGACGCGGCUCGCAAUGGGUACAAGUUCUACAAGCACCUCCAGUCGCACGAUGGGCAUUGGGCGGGCGAAUAUGGAGGUCCUAUGUUCCUCAUUCCUGGCCUGGUGAUCGGUUCUUAUGUCACUGGAAUGCCGUUCAAGGAGGAAGAACGCCUGGAACUGAUUCGUUACCUGUUCAAUCGGGCGAAUCCAGAAGAUGGAGGUUGGGGGAGCCAUGUCGAAGGACACUCGACAAUGUUUGGAACAGGACUGAAUUACACCGCUUUGCGUAUCCUCGGAGUCGACAAGGACCACCCUGUUUGCGUCAAGGCAAGGGCGACGAUGCACAAGAUGGGUGGAUGCACCAGCAUUCCGUCGUGGGGCAAAUUCUGGCUAACACUUCUCAACGUCUACGACUGGGAAGGGAGCAACCCAGUCCCUCCUGAACUAUGGCUCCUUCCCGACUGGGUUCCUUUCCACCCUCACAAGUGGUGGAUCCAUACUCGCAAUGUGUACAUCCCAAUGAGCUAUCUGUUUGGCGUCAAAUUCCAGAUGGAAGAAAACGACCUCAUUUUGUCGCUGCGCGAGGAACUGUACCCAGAAGAUUAUUACAGGAUCAAGUGGCCAGCUCAGCGCAACAAUAUCAACAAGCUCGACGAAUACUCGCCGCAUUCCGCUGUCUUCAACACCAUUGGCAGCGUGCUUUCCAUCUACGAAGGCUGCGUCUUCCCGCCUCUCCGACGCGCCGCCAACGCGAAGGCCUACCGUCUCAUUGUCAUGGAGGACGAAAACACGGAAUAUCAAACCCUCGGGCCUGUGUCGAAGAUGUUCAACCUCAUCGCGCGAACAUACGCCGAGGGUCGCGAGAGCAUUGCGUACAAAGAGCACAUGAUCAAGCGGCAGGAUUUCAUGUGGGUCAACGCGGAAGGUAUGAUGAUGACUGGGACGAAUGGGAGCCAGCUUUGGGAUACUGGGUUCAUCUCACAGGCGCUGGUGGAGACAGGGCUGGCAGAGGAGCAGGAGAAUAGGGAGAGUUUGCUCAAGACGCUGGAAUGGCUAGACCAGGCGCAGAUUCGAACGGACCCGAAGCAUUAUAAGGAGGCCUAUAGGCACACCUCCAAGGGUGCUUGGGGCUUCAGUACGACAGAGCAGGGAUACACCGUCAGCGACUGUACAGGCGAAGGCUUGAAGUCCGCGAUGUAUCUCCAAUUCAACCUCGGUUUUACUCCGAAGCUCAUUUCGAAAGAGCGUAUGUGCGAUGCGGUCGACCUUCUACUCACUUUGCAAAAUCCGAAUGGUGGUUUCGCGAGCUAUGAGCUUAUUCGGGGCCCCGCUUGGCUCGAACUACUUAACCCGGCAGAAGUCUUCGGCAACAUCAUGAUUGAAUAUAAUUACCCCGAAUGUACGACAUCUGUGAUUACUUGUCUGGCGAUUUUCCGGAAGCAUUUCCCUGAUUACCGUGCUGAGGAUAUCGGUCGUACAAUCAAAGGAGCUAUCAAGUAUCUCCAUGCUGCGCAAACUCCUGAGGGUGGCUGGGUAGGCUCGUGGGGGAUCUGCUUCACGUAUGCCAUGCAAUUCGCGUUGGAAAGUUUGUCUCUCGUGGGCGAGACAUACGCGACGAGCCCACGUGCGAAGAAAGCUUGUCAAUACCUCUUGAGUCACCAGCGCGAAGACGGAGGCUGGGGCGAGAGUUACAAGUCAUGCGAGCAGAGUCGUUGGAUCGAACACGAAAACACUCAGGUCGUCCAAACCUGCUGGGCUGUCAUGGCGCUCAUAUAUGCCAAGUAUCCAUUCCCUGAACCCAUCGAGCGCGGUGUUCGAUUGGUCAUGUCGCGCCAACGACCGGAUGGGUCAUGGCCUCAGGAAGCUAUUGAAGGCAUAUUUAACAAAACGUGCGCAAUCGCUUAUCCGAACUUCAAGUUUUCGUUCCCCAUCUGGAUGCUGGGCAAGGCACACCAUUAUCUGAAAGACCUCAAGGUGAAAGGUGUGGUUAACGGCAACGGCAACGGCCAUAGAGCGAACGGCAUCCAUUA